UAAAGUAAAGCUGUUGUCAACAUUUACUCAAACCUUAAUCAGGCGCAUCUUGUAACAGUUACAAUUUUUUAAACAUAAAUUUAAAAAAAAGUGCAGCAAUUUGUGCCAAACUUCCAUAUUAACCAGGAAAAAUGUACCCACAAAGUUCGCAAAAAAAGUACUGGACUUUCAAAAGUGAACAGGAAUUGACAGAACGAAGGUUGAAACAAAACACCAAUUUCAUUGCACGGCAUGGAUCUGGAAUGACGGAAGAACAAAAGGCAGGAUUCUUUCUCUCGGCGAGCGAAGAACGGUUACUUUUGCGACAGUACGAGCUACAGCUAAAAGAGUUCUGCAAACGGUUUGAACCCCCGAUGCCGAAGUAUGUGGUUGGUACGGCGUUUCAUUAUUUUAAAAGGUUCUACUUGAACAACUCAUCGAUGGAUUAUCAUCCGAAAGAAGUUUUAGCAACUUGUGUGUACCUUUCCUGCAAAGUUGAAGAAUUUAACGUGUCCAUUGGACAAUUUGUAGCUAACAUCAAGGGCGACCGAGUUAAGGCUAUGGACAUUAUUCUCUCCAAUGAGCUUCUGCUAAUGCAGGAAUUGAACUAUUAUCUCACUAUUCACAACCCUUUUCGACCGAUUGAGGGCUUCUUGAUUGAUAUAAAAACCCGAUGCAAUAUGAAUAAUCCGGAUCGUCUGAGAUCUGGUAUCGAAGAUUUUAUAGACAAAACAUUCCUUACAGAUGCAAUUUUAAUGUAUGCUCCAUCGCAGAUCGCGUUGGCAGCGGUGCUGCAUGCAGCGAGCAAGGAGCAAGAAAAUCUGGAUAGCUACGUCACCGAGUCUCUGUUCGGGGCGGCCAAAGAGAAGCUUCCGGUGCUGAUUGAAGCAGUGAAACGGGUUCGUUCAAUGGUACGCACAAUUGAACUGCCCCAGAAGGAAAAAGUCCGUGCAUUGGAGAAAAAGCUGGAAAAGUGCCGUAAUCAGGAAAAUAAUCCCGAUAGUCAGAUCUAUAAACAGCGUAUGAAAAAGAUGUACGAGGACGAAGAUGAAGCAGAGCUUAUGAGUAGUUCCUAUCACAUGAAUACAACGGAUGGCAGCUCGGAUGUGUCCCAAGUGAAUAUUACCAAUCCAGGAAACAUGUCAAUAGAAUGAAAUAUAUACUUUUUGAAUAAGUUGCAUGGUAACAUUAGUUUGCAAUAUUAAAGUGAUUAACGCGAAAUGUUACGUUUUUUUUCGUAGCGUUACGUCACAGAAGAAUGGUACUUAGAAAUGGUUUGAGGAAUUAAGGUUAAACUGGAAUUGCUACGAAAAUCGAAAACAAAAUAGCAUUUAUUUCUACGUAAUAUGCUAAUUUAAACAAAAAAUAAUUUGUAACACUAACAAUAUUUUGAAAAUGCUGAUUGAUUUUCCCGAACAUUCGGCAAAUUGUAUCAUUUUCAGUUCAACCAACUGCCUUAUAUUAUUGAACAUUUUCUACGGAAUUAUCGUUAAAAUGUUGGACUAUACAAUUAAAACUUCCUAUAAACAAUGCAGCAUGUUUUUUAUGUUUUCGUUAGUUAAAAAAAGAAGAUGGUGAAAUAUCAAAUACAAACGCAUUACAAUCAACAUGUUUAACACAUACAUUAAGAAUGUGAUAUUGUUAACGGAUCUGAAAAUCCUUUGUAUGUUGGUG
Messenger RNA from Topomyia yanbarensis, 1653 nucleotides. It is a transcript of the gene CycH, whose product is annotated as cyclin-H. Gene Ontology annotation, molecular function: cyclin-dependent protein serine/threonine kinase regulator activity. The record is from RefSeq and is a predicted model, not a curated record. The transcript is spliced from 6 exons. Gene Ontology annotation, cellular component: nucleus; transcription factor TFIIK complex. The coding region runs from base 132 to 1133 and encodes 333 amino acids. Lineage: Eukaryota; Metazoa; Arthropoda; Insecta; Diptera; Culicidae. Gene Ontology annotation, biological process: regulation of cyclin-dependent protein serine/threonine kinase activity; regulation of transcription by RNA polymerase II; DNA-templated transcription.